AUGCCCGAAAUUUACAUAAUUAAAAACAAAAUUAAAAAUAUUUAAAAUGAAAAUAUGAAAUUAACGACUUUUUUAAAUAAAGAAUAAAAAGAAAUUGUCAACCUAUAAUAUUCUAUAUAAGAAUUGAAAAAUAUAAAUAUGAGAUCCAAUUAAAAAACUAUGUAAAAUUCUAAAAAAAGAACAACAGCACCUAUUAUUUUAAGUGCAGAAGCUUAAAAAGCUAAAGAACUUAUUACUUCUAUAUGUUAAUGUGGUGAGCCUAAGCCUAAAUACAAAGGUUUCUGUUUAAAUUGUAUAGAAAAUAUGAAAAAAGAGUAUAAACAAAAAUAUGAAAAUUAUUUGGUUUUUGCUGAUAAAUAUGAAUAAGAAUCAAUAAAAAAUUUCUAUUUAGAUACUAAGAUUAUAAAAAUUAAAAAUAAAAUAAAAUAAUUACAAUAAAAAACAAAUGGAUUUGAAAACGAAAUGGCAAAUGAAGAAUAAGAUGAAGAAAAAACUCUACUUGAAGCAAUCAAUUAUAUGAAAUAAUAAAUGAAAAUAGUUUAAGCUGAAAUGAAAAUGAAUCUUAAUGAAUAUAAUAAAAUUAUAAAUGAAAAAUAUUAAUUAUAAGAAAGUUUAGAGUUUAAAGUUUAAAAGAAAUCAAAUAAGAAUUAAUAUCUAAGUGAAAAAAUAAACCAAUAUUUAAUAACCCCAUUAUAAGUUAUACUCUGA
Molecule: messenger RNA, 708 nt
Organism: Ichthyophthirius multifiliis
Lineage: Eukaryota; Ciliophora; Oligohymenophorea; Hymenostomatida
Exons: 4
Source: RefSeq, a predicted model, not a curated record